CACCAGGGCCUGCUUCCAGAGCUGCUCCUAAACAAGCCCACCUUGAAGAAACAACAACAAAAACCCAAUCCUUCCUGAUCCACGAUGUCCCUCAAGCUGCCACGGAACUGGGAUUUCAACCUGAAGAUGGAUGCUGCAAAAAUAGCCCGCUCCCGCAGUGUGAUGAGCGCCGAUCCCGGCUCGCAGCCCUGCCCCGCCCCGGGCCCGCGGCCGCUCAAGCUGGGCUGGCUGCGCAAGCAGCGCUCCAUCGUCAAGAACUGGCAGCUGCGCUUCUUCGUGCUGCAGGGACAGCGGCUGCUCUACUACAAGGACGAGGACGAUGCCAAGCCCCAGGGCUGCCUGUCCCUGCAGGGCAGCACCAUCAAGGUGGUGGCCACCAACCCAGAGGAAGGAGGGAAAUUCAUCUUUGAAAUCGUCCCAGGGCUGGCGGGGGAGCCCGGCCGGGCAGGGCAGGACCCGUGUGUGCUCAUGGCCAGCUCGCAGGCGGAGAUGGAGGAGUGGGUGAAGUCCAUCCGCAGGGCGCUGGGCGCGGCUGCUGGAGCAGUGUUUGGGCAGCCCCUGGCAGACACCGUGGCCCACGAGCAGAAGCUGGGGCAGCCCCAGGUGCCCGUCCUGGUGCAGAAAAGCGCCGAGUUCAUCCGGGAGCACGGCGUGGCUGAGGAGGGGAUCUUCCGCCUGCCCGGCCAGGACAACCUGGUGCGGCGGCUGCGCGACGCCUUCGACGCCGGGGAGAGGCCCUCCUUCCCCAGGGACACCGAUGUGCACACCGUGGCCUCCCUGUUCAAGCUGUACCUGCGGGAGCUCCCGGAGCCCGUCGUGCCCUGGCUGCAGUACGAGGAUUUCCUGCUCUGCGGGCAGGCUCUGGAAGCGGAUGAGACAAAGGGCCACCAGGAGCUCCUGAAGCAGCUGUCCCUCCUCCCCAGAGACAACUACAACCUCCUCAGCUACAUCUGCAGGUUCCUCUAUGAAAUACAACUGAACUCCAGCGUCAACAAGAUGAGUGUGGAUAACCUGGCAACGGUGAUUGGAGUGAACCUCAUCAGACCCAGGAUAGAGGACCCUGCAAUUAUCAUGAGAGGCACACCCCAGGUCCAGAAGGUGAUGACUGUGCUGAUCAGUGACCACGAGAAGCUCUUUCCCCCAUCCAAGGAUGUGCCUCCCUCCCCACCUGCCCCGGAUGAGAAGAAAGCUCCUGUCCCUCGCAGCUCCGUGGGCUGGGGAGCUGCAGAGGAGCCCACAGCCCCCAGAGCCUCCAGCCAAAGGCAAAUGAGGGAUCACCCCAAUUCCAGCAGCUCCCCUGGCCCAGCUGCCACCUCGAGCGUCCCUGGGGAGGACACGGAGCCCAGAGACACCCAGGGGACGUGGAAAACACAGGCAAGGCAAAGAACUCAGACUUUGCCUACGAGGAGAUCCUUCCUGGCAGCGGCUCCGGGGGAGAGGGGCAGCAAGGAGAGGAGCGACGUCCUUGCCAGCGACUUCUGGAAGGGCAGCGCCCGCCCCCUGCCCUCGGAGGGACACAAGAGAACGCUGUCUCAUGAUCUUUUCAAGCUGCUCGACCUCCACAGGGCUUCAGCCUUCGACAGUGGCCCCUCCUGCCAGGCAGAGAGCGGGGAGGGCAGCGGCUCCAGCCCCAGCCCUGCCAGCAGCAUCUCCGAGAAGGAAUUCCUGCCCUGCUUCAGCCCCGGCCAGGAGCCCAGGGAGGCAGCCAGUGCCACCAGCAGCCCCGCUGAGGAGCCCAGCCCCGAGCAGGAGAGCAGGGAGCUCCUGCAGAGCACGAUCCUCAAGCUGGAAAAGGACAUGGAGGCACAGAGAAACGACUACGAGGGGCAGAUUAAAAGUCUCCAGGAGGAGAACUAUGAAGCCUGGGCCAAAGUGGUGAGGCUGAGCCAGGAGAUGGAGCAGGAGAAGAAGAAGUGUGGGGAGCUGGAGCUGAGGCUGGAGAACGCCGAGCGCUUGCGGGAGGAGCUGGAGAAGAAAAACAAGAUGCUCGAGGAGGAGUUAAAAAACUUAACUAAACCCACGAGUAAAACUGGUGCCAAAACCAACUAGGAGGACACACCCAGCUUUUCAGAGACCCCAAAUGCAGCUGCACAAAUGCACAGGAACUGCAGGUUCAGAGCCAAGGAUUUGUAUUGUCCAGUGUCCUGCUCCUGCCCACAGGCCAAGGGGGAGGAAGGAGAGCAGAGCUUAGAGGAUGGUUCAUGCUCUGAACCAGGAAAUCUCAAAAAUAUCCUUUAGCUUUUUUGGGUGUGUUUAUUUCAACUCUUCUUUCAGCUGCUCAAGUUACCUGGAGAACAGGCCAACACUUCCUGCUGCUCAGUCAGAAUUGCACUCAGAAGUUUGGGUUAUGGACACGUUGUGCCUUCACAGAAAGAAACCAGAGGUGUCCCUCCUCCAGCUGCCUGUCUCCUUGCUGGAGACACCCAGGCAAAACAUCCAUGGAUUUGGGCAGGCAGAGGAGCCCCAGGCCUGGGGAGGCACAGCCCUGGGUGGUGGAGAUGCUCACCUCAAUCCCAGCUGGUUCCUGCUCACAUCAAUCCCAGCUGGAUCCUGCUCACAUCAAUGGA
Ficedula albicollis (Collared flycatcher) is the source of this 2567-nucleotide messenger RNA. It is a transcript of the gene ARHGAP25, whose product is annotated as Rho GTPase activating protein 25. Gene Ontology annotation, cellular component: phagocytic cup. Lineage: Eukaryota; Metazoa; Chordata; Aves; Passeriformes; Muscicapidae. Bases 85 to 2049 code for a protein of 654 amino acids. Gene Ontology annotation, biological process: activation of GTPase activity; actin filament organization; negative regulation of small GTPase mediated signal transduction. The record is from RefSeq and is a predicted model, not a curated record. The transcript has 11 exons. Gene Ontology annotation, molecular function: GTPase activator activity.